Priapulus caudatus is the source of this 639-nucleotide messenger RNA. Its product is annotated as methyl-accepting chemotaxis protein 4-like. The transcript has 2 exons. Gene Ontology annotation, cellular component: membrane. The record is from RefSeq and is a predicted model, not a curated record. Gene Ontology annotation, biological process: signal transduction. The coding region runs from base 1 to 639 and encodes 212 amino acids. Lineage: Eukaryota; Metazoa; Priapulida; Priapulimorpha; Priapulimorphida; Priapulidae.
AUGGAGGAAAUAACGGAGGGUAUGGAGGAAAUAGCGGAGGGUAUGGAGGAAUUGACGGAGGAUAUUGAGGAAAUAGCGGAGGAUAUGGAAGAAAUAGCGGAGGGUAUGAAGGAAAUAGCAGAGGGUAUGGAGGAAAUAGAGGAGGGUAUGAAAAAAUUGGCGGAGGAUAUUGAGGAAAUAGCGGAUGUUAGGGAGGAAAUAGCGGAGGGUAUGGAGGAAAUAGCGGAGGUUAUGGAGAAAUUGACGGAGGAUAUGGAGAAAAUAGCGGAGGUUAUGGAGAAAUUGACGGAGGAUAUGGAGAAAAUAGCGGAGGGUUUGGAGGAAAUAGCAGAGGGUAUGGAGGAAAUAGCGGAGGAGGAUAUGGAGAAAAUAGCGGAGAGCAUGGAAAAAUUGACAGAGGAUAUGGAGAAAAUAGCGGAGGCUUUGGAGGAAAUAGAAGAGGGUAUGGAGGAAAUAGCGGAGGGUAUGGAGGAAAUAGCGGAGGAUAUGGAGGAAUUGACGAAGGAUAUUGAGAAAAUAGCGGAGGGUAUGGAGGAAUUGACGGAGAAUAUUGAGGAAAUAGCGGAGGGUAUGGAGGAAUUGACGGAGAAUAUUGAGGAAAUAGCGGAGGGUAUGGAGGAAUUGACGGAGGAUAUUUAG